Messenger RNA from Saimiri boliviensis boliviensis (Bolivian squirrel monkey), 2872 nucleotides. RefSeq names its product X-ray repair cross complementing 3 (gene XRCC3). The record is from RefSeq and is a predicted model, not a curated record. Gene Ontology annotation, molecular function: ATP binding; ATP-dependent DNA damage sensor activity; four-way junction DNA binding. Gene Ontology annotation, cellular component: replication fork; Rad51C-XRCC3 complex. Gene Ontology annotation, biological process: t-circle formation; double-strand break repair via synthesis-dependent strand annealing; resolution of mitotic recombination intermediates. Lineage: Eukaryota; Metazoa; Chordata; Mammalia; Primates; Cebidae.
GUGAAGGAAGUAAGGAGAUGAUCAGAGUAUGAUGCCACAAAUCGCAUGGUUUACUGUCAAAGAGAAUUUGUUUCUCGGUUUCACAGUGCUCAGGGGAGGCAGGAGGAGGAGGCAAAGACUCCUGGCAGGGAGGCAGGCGCUCCGUGGGCGAGGUGCAUCGGCCGCAGGGAGGCAGUGCCAGAAUGGGCAGAGUCCAGUCGCUCCACUGGGAUGGAGCAGGCCUCUGGAAAACGAGGUCUGGUUCAAGAUGUGCCUUAAUAGCCACAGAGAGCGGGAGCGCAGCAGCUCUCUGAGAGGCUGGGAUGGAGGACCAGCUCCCGGGCCAGCAGAGUAUAGCUUGCCUCAAAGCAUCUGCCCAACCUUCAAGUUGGUCUGUAUUUUUGCAGUCCAGGAGUUAAGUGACAGACACCUCACAGACACCAUGGCUGCUGUCACUUCCCUGCUGCGCGCCUCCCACAGACAGGCGGUUUGAAUUGGCGAGUGCCCAUGCGUCCGUUGUUCUGUCUUUCCUGCGAAGUUAAUCACCCUGGUGAUCAGCCCACCGACAGAAUGGACUUGGAUCUGCUGGACCUGAAUCCCAGAAUUAUUGCUGCAAUUAAGAAAGCCAAACUGAAAUCGGUAAAAGAGGUUUUGCACUUUUCUGGACCAGACUUGAAGAGACUGACGAACCUCUCCAGCCCCGAGGUCUGGCACUUGCUGAGAACAGCCUCCUUACACCUGCGGGGAAGCAGCAUUCUUACAGCACUGCACCUAUGCCAGCAGAAGGAGCGGUUCCCCGCACAGCACCAGCGCCUGAGCCUCGGCUGCCCGGUGCUGGAUGCACUUCUCCGUGGUGGCCUGCCCCUGGAUGGCAUCACCGAGCUGGCUGGACACAGCUCUGCGGGAAAGACCCAGCUGGCGCUGCAGCUCUGCCUGGCCGUGCAGUUUCCACGGCAGCAUGGAGGCCUAGAGGCUGGAGCCGUCUACAUCUGCACAGAAGAUGCCUUCCCACACAAGCGCCUGCAGCAGCUCAUGGCCCACCAGCCACGGCUACGCACUGACGUUCCAGGAGAGCUGCUUCAGAAGCUCCGAUUCGGCAGCCAGAUCUUCAUUGAGCACGCGGCCGACGUGGACACCUUGCUGGAGUGUGUGAAUAAGAAGGUCCCUGUUCUGCUGUCUCGGGGCAUGGCUCGCCUGGUGGUCAUCGACUCGGUGGCAGCCCCAUUCCGCUGUGAGUUUGACAGCCAGGCCUCCAUCCCCAGGGCCCGGUGUCUGCAGUCCCUGGGGGCCACGCUGCGUGAGCUGAGCAGUGCCUUCCAGAGCCCCGUGCUGUGCAUCAACCAGGUGACAGAGGCCGUGGAGGAGCAGAGCACAGUGCACGGGCCGCCGGGGUUCUGGGACGAGCGCAUUUCCCCGGCCCUUGGUAUAACCUGGGCCAACCAGCUUCUGGUGAGACUGCUGGCUGACCGGCUCCGUGAGGAAGAGGCUGCCCUCGGCCAGCCGGUCCGGACCCUGCGGGUGCUCUUUGCCCCCCAUCUGCCCCCCUCCUCUUGUUCCUACACAGUCAGUACAGAAGGGGUGCGAGGGACACCUGGGACCCAGUCCCACUGACACGACAGCAGCUGCAGAAUGGCCCUGCCUGAGAAGCCCUGACACACUGGUGCUCGGCCUUUAAAAUGCUGUCUGCCUUGGCCGUGGCACAGCUGGGAACCUGGGUCAGAGCCCUCCUCCAGGGCAGCAGCUCCACUUUCUCAACCGAAGAUGGUGACCACAGACUGAUCCCCACCUGAGCUGGGCAGGAGGUGGGGGGCAGGGCACUGUUCCACCCCUCCCUGGGUUUGGGGGCAGGUGAUUCUCAGGCCUGGGGCCUGGGGGUGUCCCUACAGUGACUCCCUAGGAGCCCCCCUGCCUCAGCUUUCCACAUGAAAGCCCACCUGGGGUCAGGUCUGAGGCCCGGCACCUCAGUCCCCACAGCCCCUGGGACCCUGCCCACCAGGGUAUCCCCUCCUCCACACAGAGCAGUCCUUACUCCCCCUACCACCCAGGCCACAGCAGGGCUGCAUGCAGGUGGCUCUUCCUCACCUACCUCUGGGUCCUUGGCUCCUGGGGGCCCCAUCCCAGCACACACUGUGCCCCUCAAAACUUCAGUGUGGUUCAAGGUGAAGAAAGCAUAUCCCACUGACCUCCAGCUUCAGGGUCCAGGGGAGCCUGGGGGUGGGGGGACUGCCUUGACUCUGGUAGUGUGGCCUGUGCCAGCACCACAGCCAGAUGGAGGAGCUCAGGCAGUGCAGGGCUGGCACGCGAUGGGCUCACCAGUUAGCGGGGAACACAGUUCUGGGCAAGGAGGAUCCAAUAUUGAGUAAAAGGAGUGACUCAGUACAUCCUGGGUGCCCCCAGGCCGGGCCCGGGAGUCUGGACGUCCAGCUCAGCCCUUGGCCUGUUUGGGUGGCCACUCUAGUAGGGAUACGGUAGGACUCCUGGCAGGGCCACCUGCAGACCCAGCCGCACACUGUGGCCAGACCUUACAUCUGGCUGCAGAUGCUGGCAUAUCUGCCUAGCGGUGAGAAGUGGCGUGGCCUCCCCAUGGGCAGAGCAAGGACCCUCUUGAUUCCCAAUGCAAACCCCCCACCAUCCCCAAGUGCCCCCAUGUGCUGCCUGGCACCAAGUAGGCCUUUGACAAAUAAAUGGCAAAUGGAUGCAGUUCCCGGACCUGCUUCUUGCUGUCUGACAGCCACUCCUCUAAGUAAUUUAUGCACAUGGAAGUAUGUUCUCUUCACAGCUCCUGGGGACAGGUACUGUCACUACAUCUCCACUUGCAGGCAGGGAAACUGAGGCCCAGAACUGUCAGGUGGCUUGACUCCUCCCACAACAAAGAGGCAGAAAUUGUCACCCC